AACACUAUGCAUGUACCCUUCCAAAAGGAAACAACAAAUGGUAACCAUUAUUAUAGUGGAACAAAGACGAUAAUACAUUAAUUUAGCAUAGUGGAUAAGAAAAUAUGAUAAAUGGCGGGAUGGGACCACCUACGACACGAUUGCAAGCGUAUUUACACGGCGAUCAAAGAAACAGAAUACAUGGUUUGUUAAAAUUGUCAGAGCAGACUACAAACGAUAGACGCCAUACCAGAUACGUCAAUUAUAUAAAUGCGUUCCUUAGAAACGUUGGCAAAGAACAGGCUCAUCUGGUCGGAAGUACGGCUGAAGACUUGAAAUUGCGGUGGUCAACAGACGGCGGUGACGCGGACAUUCUUCUCGUUUCAGGGAGACUACAUAUUCCAGUAGAAAAUAUCAUACCUCGCAAAGAUACGCCUAGGUACAUUUGGUUGCGCGGUGAUAACCUUAACGAGCGGUAUCGUGGAAAUUUGGUUGAUGGCAAGUAUCUUUCUGCGCAGCUUUUGAGAACUGUCAAUCCUCAAUUGUUUACAACAUUGCGCGCGAUUUAUACAAUCGUGUCAUCUCCUGCGGACUUUGUUCCAGGAACGGAGAGGAGAGUAACAAGCAUUGGUGUAAACACCAAGGUCGGCUUAGCAAGGAUAGAGAUGCGGAACCUUGUGCUUGACAAUAACGCGUUCCCAAAGAAAGCGAGAGGAAGGCAUGUUGGGGACCGCUGUGCCAAUGUAACAGCACAGUUAAAACUACGCUGGAAAGGCGUGCACGUUUACCAAGAAGAUGUUAAGACAUUUGAGAGAGUUUUGAAGAUGGUAGCACUUUUAAAGGUACCAGGAACUAAAGGAGAACAUCAUAGUCAAUUCGACUACUUUGCCACAAUGCUAUCUGAAGCUCUAAGGCGGCAUCCGCCUUUUAAGGACGAUGGAGAUGGUGAGGAAGUUAUCGCCUUUGAAAACGAUUUGGAUAUUGAUGAACAAGAUGUCAGUGAGAGGAUCAGAGCAACUUACGAUGAAAAGAACGGCGAAGAUUUUGUUCCUGCAGCCCGAGUAAGUGGAAAACUUCAGUGCAUGGUUGAUUUUCGAAACAGAAUGACACAUGCUGCAUGGCCAUCUCAGUCGAUCGCUGAAGACAUAUUCAACAACGACGUUUUCGUAAUAUGUAGAUCGGCUCCAUUAAAUCCAUCCGCAGACAAAGAUUUUUGCCUUGGUUUCAACCUUUCUGAAAUAACACUUAGCCAGAAUAUGCCAGAAGUCGCUAAGACCGUCUACAUUAUCAUGAAAUCGUACUUGAAAGGUUUAUUCCAAAAGCGGUUCAAUGCUAUGAACCGUGAAGAAGUCAGACUGAAGUCGUACCAUGUGAAGACGGCGAUUUUUUGGACCCUUGAAAAGCAUGGAUCGUGUACCUUUUGGACAGGGACCUCUGAUGAUUCCAUUCUAACGGGCAUUCGUUACGUUUUGGAGAAAAUCAAGAAAUGCUUGGAAGAUCGACAGCUGUGCCACUACUUCGUCACGAACAGCAACAUGUUCGACGGGUUUCAGGAGGAGGAAUAUUUUCUGUGUGAAGCAUGCGUGGACGAGAUCAUGAACGACCCUGUCGGAAGUAUUGCACACUUUUUUGAUAUGGAUGAAGCAAAAAAGGCAGAAUACUGGUUGUCAGCUGAGGAAUUUGAGCAAGUUAUGGCUUUAAGGAACGAUGGUGGACGAAAGGACUUCGUUGAUCGAUUGGAAGAUGCGUUUAUUGAUAUUCUUAGAGGUUCCAAUGAGGCUCUUAGGAGUCCCGAUGGAUCUUCUCCAAUCAGGAACGCAGCUUUAGGCGUUAUAGAUUUGUUUCGUAAAGAAGAACAAAAGAAAGCCAAGGGUAAACAGUCAAGACGAGAGAGUAAUUGUGAAAGGCAACUUGGACCGGAACAUGUCCUUAGCGGAAACCGUUCUGGGGCGUCGGUGGUUGGUGGGCUGCUUAAUAUGCUACCGCACAAAAGGAAAGAUGUUCAAAAAUGGACAGAUGGACUUGUUCAGAUCGCAUCGCUUUUUCCUGAAAGUCGCAAGUACAUUGAUAUGGUUGGUGGUAGUAGCGGGGUUCAGAAUGUCUUGCAAGCCGCUUCAAAUUCAGAUCCUUUAGCUGAGAUAAGAGCGGCAGUGGACAGGUACUUGUCCUGUCCGGACGACGUGGUGGACUCUGUUGCUAUGGAACUGAAGCAGAAGAUAAGCGCCUACUUCAUUGGUCGAAAGGAACUGUAGUAAGAUAACGACUCUCUUGACGUUUUACCACUUUUAACAAUAUUAUCAACUAGUGACCAAAGGACCACUACUUCCUUUGUUUAUGGUGAGGAUUCGCCUCAUUACCAAACAAUUACAAUUACAUGCAACAUUUAAAAUGCGUACAUGUUUAAAGGAAUUACUUAUUUUAUAAACGUUAAAACAUUUAUUAAUUUUUUAACGUUCUAUUUUUAAUCAUCAAGCUUAA
This is a messenger RNA of Mya arenaria, 2457 nucleotides long. RefSeq lists its product as uncharacterized. Bases 105 to 2231 code for a protein of 708 amino acids. Lineage: Eukaryota; Metazoa; Mollusca; Bivalvia; Myida; Myidae. The record is from RefSeq and is a predicted model, not a curated record. The transcript has 2 exons.